Strongylus vulgaris is the source of this 351-nucleotide messenger RNA. The record is from the annotation of a GenBank genome assembly. Lineage: Eukaryota; Metazoa; Nematoda; Chromadorea; Rhabditida; Strongylidae.
AAAUUCAAUGAGGUGGUUCCAGAGAACGUAGCGAUCGCGAACGAAGCAGGAAACGAAGCUGGUCGAGAGACAGGGAUGACGAGAAAUCAAAAGAGCAUGGCAGAGAUAGGGAGAGGGAUAGACAUAGGGAUACAGAUCGUAAAAGAAGCCGAUCGAAGGAGAGGGAGCGAGCUAAAGAUCGGAAGAGAAGCCGAUCAAGAGAUCGAAAGAAGAGUCGAAGUCGUUCUCGCGACAAGGCCAGAGAUAGAAAGCGAAGCAGAUCUCGUGAUCGACGCAGGUGAUCGGUAUGCGCAGGGAGCGCAGCGGAAUUUUGAUCCAUUCUCUCCAUCUAUUUAUGUUUUGUUGUGUUAA